This is a messenger RNA of Melampsora larici-populina 98AG31, 774 nucleotides long. RefSeq lists its product as uncharacterized. The record is from RefSeq and is a predicted model, not a curated record. Bases 1 to 774 code for a protein of 257 amino acids. NCBI's taxonomy places the organism in Eukaryota, Fungi, Basidiomycota, Pucciniomycetes, Pucciniales, Melampsoraceae. The transcript has 4 exons.
AUGAAUGGCUCACAACCGUUUGCGAAUCCGCUGUACUUAACUUCCUAUGGCCCUGCGAUCGAUUCGUUGAGUGAAGGAUCUCUGUAUAGCAUGACGUGUAAGAUGAUUGGCUCCAAUGACCAUAAUCACAACCACUUCCACUUCAAAAAUUCCAACCGCAUCAAUUUUGGAACCACCGAAGCUUUAGGCAACAAUGUACCAGAGGACUUGAUUGAUAAGAUUACUAUGAUUGCAAUGGGAGUUAUUGUUGCAAUUGAUACCGUGAAAGAUCCAUUGUACAAAGGGAAGACGACGGUUAUCGCGACGUUGAAACAUACGGAUUAUGACCCAUUUACCCGCAUGAAUGUUUCGUGGAUGACGCAACACCACAUACCUCCGAUCCGUAAUAUGGAACGCGCACAGGUCCUCUGUGUUAUCGGCCGCGAGGUGCAAUUCACAGGUCUCAUCCGAGAUUACGAUGUCGACAAGUUUAUGUGGGCAUGUGAAGUGAAUGCCAUCAGUGUCACUAGCGGUCACUCGGCCAAUUCCAAGACGUCCCCGAAGGCACCCGGCAAACCAGGCAACGGCAGAACGCCCUCGACGAUGCGACCCAAAGUCACUGCCGGCCUGCAAAGCAGAACGCUGUUAUUGAAAUCAGACACCGACGUCUCAGCCUCUGUGUCAGGUGAAGGGAGCGGUAGUGCUGCAGAGACAGAGGCGAGUCUAACAAUGGAGGUUGCUGCCGAAGCAGUGAAGGCUCCGACUGGGCCGAACAAACGAGCGAGACGGGAAUAG